Messenger RNA from Neomonachus schauinslandi (Hawaiian monk seal), 741 nucleotides. Its product is annotated as granzyme H-like. Bases 1 to 741 code for a protein of 246 amino acids. Gene Ontology annotation, molecular function: serine-type endopeptidase activity. The record is from RefSeq and is a predicted model, not a curated record. Gene Ontology annotation, cellular component: intracellular membrane-bounded organelle; cytoplasm. Lineage: Eukaryota; Metazoa; Chordata; Mammalia; Carnivora; Phocidae. Gene Ontology annotation, biological process: proteolysis. The transcript has 5 exons.
AUGCAGCCACUCCUGCUUUUGUUGGCCCUUCUUCUGCCCCUUGGGGCUGGUACAGAGGAGAUCAUCGGGGGCCAUGAGGCCAAGCCCCACUCCCGGCCCUACAUGGCAUUUGUUCAGUUUCUGGAUAAGAGCAAGAAGAAGAGGUGUGGCGGUGUCCUGGUGCACAAGUACUUUGUUCUGACGGCUGCUCACUGCUGGGGAAGCUCCAUCAGGGUCAUCCUGGGGGCCCACAACAUCGAGGAACAGGAGAGGACCCAGCAGGUCAUCCCCGUGAAAACAGCCAUCCCCCACCCAGACUAUAAUCCAAAGAACUACUCCAACGACAUCAUGUUACUGCAGCUGGAGAGAGAGGCCAAGCAGACUGCAGCGGUGAGGCCCCUCCACCUGCCCACCGGCAAGACCCGGGUGCGGCCAGGACAGGUGUGCAGUGUGGCCGGCUGGGGGCGGGUCUCAAUGAGCUCUUUAGCAACCACUCUGCAGGAGGCGUCGCUGGAAGUACAGAAGGAUAGGGAGUGUGAAUUCCUCUUCCGUGCCUAUUACAGCAGGGCCACCCAGAUUUGUGUAGGAGACCCGAAGAAGAUGAAGAUCGGCUUCAAGGGAGACUCCGGAGGCCCCCUCGUGUGUAACAACGUGGUCCAGGGGAUUUUCUCCUAUGGAAAACCAGAUGGGACCCCUCCAGGGGUCUUCAUGAAGGUCUCCCACUUCCUGCCCUGGAUAAAGAGAACAAUGAAGCGCCUCUAA